Microcebus murinus (gray mouse lemur) is the source of this 851-nucleotide messenger RNA. It is a transcript of the gene RGS16, whose product is annotated as regulator of G protein signaling 16. The record is from RefSeq and is a predicted model, not a curated record. Lineage: Eukaryota; Metazoa; Chordata; Mammalia; Primates; Cheirogaleidae.
CUCGGCGCGUGCAGCCUUGCAAACCGUGUCGCGGUCUCCGAGCUCCCCGCCUGCUGCCGCUCCUCGCUUCCUAGCGCUCAGCCCACCGGAGCCCGCCACCAUCCUCCCCACGACGUGCUGCCCGGCGCCCGCAGCCAUGUGCCGCACGCUGGCCGCCUUCCCCACCACCUGCCUGGAGAGAGCCAAAGAGUUCAAGACACGCCUGGGCAUCUUUCUCCACAAAUCAGAGGUGGGCUCUGAUACUGGGAGUGUUGGCAAGUUCGAGUGGGGCAGCAAACACAGCAAAGCCGGUAGAAAUUUUUCAGAAGAUGUGCUGGGGUGGAAAGAGUCGUUCGACCUGCUGCUGAGCAGUAAAAAUGGGGUGGCUGCCUUCCACGCUUUCCUGAAGACAGAGUUCAGCGAAGAGAACCUGGAGUUCUGGCUGGCCUGUGAGGAGUUCAAGAAGAUCCGAUCGGCCACCAAGCUGGCCUCCAGGGCUCAGCGGAUCUUUGAGGAGUUCAUUUGCAGCGAAGCCCCUAAAGAGGUGAACAUAGACCAUGAGACCCGGGAGCUGACGAGGAGCAACCUGCAGGCUGCCACAGCCGCGUGCUUCGACGUGGCUCAGGGGAAAACACGCACCCUAAUGGAGAAGGACUCCUACCCACGCUUCCUGAAGUCCCCUGCGUACCGGGACCUGGCUGCCCAAGCCUCGGCUGCCCCCGCCUCGCUGUCUGGCAGCAGCCUGGCUGAGCCCUCACACACCUGAGCCUCCGUGCGUGAGGAGGCCAGCGAGAAGAGAGGUCGAGUCACCCUUCCCUGAGGGGCCGCCCCCGUGUGGGAGGCAGGCUCCGCAAAGCACGUGCAAGAGGACA